CUGGUGGUGCAGGCGAGGCAAGCCGAUAACAAGCACCGCAUCCGGAAGAGGGGGCUGGAGUGCGACGGGAGCAACAGCUUGUGUUGCCGGCAGCAGUUCUACAUCGAUUUUCGGCUCAUUGGGUGGAAUGACUGGAUCAUCGCUCCGUCGGGGUACUUUGGGAACUACUGCGAGGGGAACUGCCCGGCGUACAUGGCGGGGGUCCCAGGGUCCGCCUCGUCCUUCCACACGGCGGUGGUGAACCAGUACCGCAUGAGAGGGAUGAGUCCGGGCUCCAUGAACUCGUGCUGCAUCCCGACCAAGCUCAGCACCAUGUCGAUGCUCUACUUCGACGACGAGUACAACAUCGUGAAGCGGGACGUUCCUAACAUGAUCGUGGAGGAGUGCGGUUGUGCUUGAAGUUGGAG
Messenger RNA from Scomber japonicus (chub mackerel), 407 nucleotides. Its product is annotated as inhibin beta B chain. The transcript has a single exon. The annotation marks the transcript as partial. Gene Ontology annotation, biological process: BMP signaling pathway; SMAD protein signal transduction. NCBI's taxonomy places the organism in Eukaryota, Metazoa, Chordata, Actinopteri, Scombriformes, Scombridae. The record is from RefSeq and is a predicted model, not a curated record. Gene Ontology annotation, cellular component: extracellular region. Gene Ontology annotation, molecular function: growth factor activity; cytokine activity.